Molecule: messenger RNA, 1356 nt
Organism: Clonostachys rhizophaga
Lineage: Eukaryota; Fungi; Ascomycota; Sordariomycetes; Hypocreales; Bionectriaceae
Source: the annotation of a GenBank genome assembly
AUGGCCAGCGCCGCAGCUGAGCUAACUCCUGAGGAGGCCGCUGGCGCCGCAGCAGCAGCCGCAGCAGCCCAGGCAUUCAACAUCGAAGUUUGGACUCUACUGGGGAUUGGGUCAUUGGUCACCUUUUUGAGAAUCGUCGCUCGCACAAGAUCUGUCGGAUUUCGCAAGCUUCAGCCUGACGAUUAUCUGGUCAUCGUGGGACUGAUAUUUUACGGUAUCGAGAGCGGACUUGCGUAUUCUGUAGGCGCUCAUGCCCACGGCUUAGCCAACAAUGGAAUGACCGACGCCCAAAGGGAGGCUCUAUCGACCGACGACCCCGAGCAUAGACUACGAGUUAUCGGCUCAAUUAUCCAGCUAUGCGGUUGGAACUCAUAUUCGGUCAUCUUGUGGGCUUUUAAAGCUUCGUGGCUGGUAUUUUACAUUCGACUGACGGACGGUAUAGGUAAAAGCUACCUAUAUCGCAUAUAUGUUGGCUUUGGUCUAGUUGUUGGAAGCUGGGUGAUUGUCGUCGUCAACAUUUUUCUUGCCUGCCGGCCAUUUCACCGAAACUGGCAGAUCAACCCCGACCCUGGAAAUGUCUGCCAACCGGCCGUGUCGAACCAGAUUGUGUGGGUGUGUUACGCCUUCAACGUCACGACCGAUAUGUAUCUUCUUUCUAUCCCACUACCCAUGCUUUGGAGCUCUAGAUUAAAGACCUGGAAGAAACUUGGGCUGGUAUUUCUAUUCAGCGGUGGUAUCUUUGUCAUGGUUUGUGGAACUCUACGAGCCGUUGUAAUUGUUACCGAUCCUGUCAAUGGCGCCCAACUUGCCGGCUCUUGGGCCGUCCGCGAAACGUUCGUUGCCCUCGUCACAACCAACCUGCCGCAUAUCUUUCCACUUCUUAAAGUCUGGUUCGGGCCUGUCAUUGACACACUGGUCAGUACGGCACGGAAGUCAUCGAACUACAGUUCAAAUUCCGCUCCCAAGGGUUUCCGGACAUUUGGCGGCGGUGGUAGUAGCGGGCCAAGCUGGCGCGGCCGCGGGCCCCCAACGGCCAAUCCGAUCACGAACUUUACCCUCAACGAGAGCGAAGAGCGCAUGGUUGGGGAGAAUAAUGGCGGUAAAAGUAACAGUAUCAGGCUUGAGGAUAUGCAAACAGCACGAACGAGCGAUGGCGGGUCACCUGGGAGCAGAGUCCGCAUCCACAAAUCAGUCCAGGUUGAUAUUGUGACCGAGGAUAGGCAGUCAGGGCCUAGGGAGACACCGGACCUGGACAAUUCAAUAAGAGAGCAGCCUUGGUUGCAGGGACAGUUACCGCAGAGUGCCUCAGUUGAGGGUUCUACUAUCAAGCGAAGCGCUUCGAAGCGAACUAGCUAA